UGACUUUUUCCCCCCUGGUCGACCAUCCACCGGCCCUGGGCCCGGCGUUGGCCCGGCCAGGACCAGCGCAGGUCGACAGCUGGCACCCUCUCCGAGAGGAGGCCCUGCACUGCGACGAGCCCCUGCGCCGUCGGGAGGGGGGAGGGGAGGAACACAGGGAGGGAGAGGAGGAGGAGGAGGAGGAGGAGGAGGAGGAGACCUCUGCGUGUGAGGCCCUGCCCCUGCCUGGGCACCACAUCUACGAGCAGGGGGUGCCGACGCUCUCCCCGGCCUCCUCAGCACGUGCCGGAGCACGCGCAGGCGCGCCCCUGCUCGAUGGCGCAGGGCCAAAAAAAAGCCACGAUAGGGCCCGACGUAACGAUGGGGGCGGGAGGGCAAGCUCCGAGGAGGCGCGGAGGCGAGAUGCCGGGGGAGGGCCCCGGAGCCCCCCGGGGCCGCCCGGCGCGCGGGAGUCCGCCGCCCCGGGCCGCCCGGGCGUGCAGCGCCGGGCUCCGCCCCGGGCGUGCAGACCGCCCGCCCUGCGGCAGAGGCGCCGCCACGCGUGGGAGCUCCGCGGUGCGUGGGCGUGCGCGCCAGGACUCGGGCGAGCAGGGUCCGCUAUAGGCCCAGGCCUUCCCCCGAAGGGCGCUGCAGCGGCUCCAUGGAGGUUCGAGGAGGUACCUGCGCCAGGUGGCGAGGUCUAGGCAGGCCAGGCGGUCGAGGCAGGGAGGAAACUGGCCUGCAGAGGCACUGGGAUCAUCCCUCUCCACAAUCCCCCCCCUG
This is a messenger RNA of Prorocentrum cordatum, 762 nucleotides long. The record is from the annotation of a GenBank genome assembly. NCBI's taxonomy places the organism in Eukaryota, Dinophyceae, Prorocentrales, Prorocentraceae.